Messenger RNA from Amyelois transitella, 1220 nucleotides. RefSeq names its product circadian clock-controlled protein daywake. The record is from RefSeq and is a predicted model, not a curated record. The transcript is spliced from 5 exons. NCBI's taxonomy places the organism in Eukaryota, Metazoa, Arthropoda, Insecta, Lepidoptera, Pyralidae. The coding region runs from base 74 to 820 and encodes 248 amino acids.
CAAUGUUAUAUUCUGUAGUAGUCCUUCAGUUCAGAAUAAGUUAUUGCUCAAGAUAGAAGUGUUUAAAAUUAAAAUGAAUCCAAUAAAUUCCAAAGUCUAUUUUACGCAAGUAGUAGUGACGUUGUUAUGUUUUAGUACGGGAUCGUUGGGAGGUAUCCUACCGGAUUACAUUCACGUUUGUCCCAGUUUAACUUCGGAAUGUCUAAAGAAAACUAUCCAGGAGACUAUACCAGAGUUUGUCAAAGGUAUCCCAGAAUUGGGCAUAGUGCCCAUCGAUCCUAUUACACAUGAUUAUAUAGCUAUUGAACUGCCUGGAGGUCUUAAACUGGAGCUAUUCAAUGGACGAAUUACUGGCAUAAGGAAAUGUAUAGUGGAUAACGUGAAGUAUGAGAACAAACAAGCUGAUAUAGAUAUUCAUUGUCAUUUGUUAAUCAAAGGAAGGUACAAAGCACACGGUAAUAUACUUAUUGUCCAAAUAAAUGGAGAUGGUGAUGCCAAGUUAAAAGCAACAAACGUUACUAUUAGUGCAAAAUUGAAGUUUGAGGACCAAGAACGUAAUGGAACUGUGUAUCAUGAAAUAAAAGAUAUAUCUGUGAAACACAAAUUUGUGGAUAGAGUUGUGUUUGAUCUGACAAAUUUGUUUAAAGGUAGCCCGGAAAUAAGCGAUGCUGUUUUACAUUUCCUGAAUGACAACUGGAAGGUCGUCGCAGAAGAGUUUGGGGAUCCAAUAGUUAACACAAUCGUGAAUUAUGUAGUUGAUAAUAUAAAAAGAUUUUUCAGAGGCAUCCCAAAAGAUCAAAUCAUUGUUAACAAUAAAUAAAUAUUUUUUGAUUAUCCAAUGUACUGUCAGAAUGAGACUAAACCAAGUGAUUUUUUUGUUUCUUGUAUAAAAGUAAUAUAAGUAUAUCAAAAAUAAAUCAAAUUGUACCUGUAAAAACGAAUAAGGGAAAGUGAAUUUUCCCCAAACAAUAUCCUUGAUAAGACCUGGUAUUAAAGGAAAAAUGUUUUUAAGUAUAGGUAGGUAAAAUAUUAAAUUAAUUAGAUAAAUGUUCAAAUAUAAACUUCAAAACUAUUUUUUUGUUUACUACUGGCAAAACAUCAUAAAUAUUUUUUUUUUCAUUACUUCAAAAUAUAUCGACUUUGAAUAAAUUAAGUUCACAUUUUUAAACGACAGAUUUUAAAACAUUAAUAAAAAAUCGCUUGCAGGAAUUAAUUUUAUA